Erinaceus europaeus (western European hedgehog) is the source of this 3075-nucleotide messenger RNA. It is a transcript of the gene NCSTN, whose product is annotated as nicastrin. Gene Ontology annotation, cellular component: membrane. Gene Ontology annotation, biological process: Notch receptor processing; protein processing. Bases 67 to 2196 code for a protein of 709 amino acids. Lineage: Eukaryota; Metazoa; Chordata; Mammalia; Eulipotyphla; Erinaceidae. The record is from RefSeq and is a predicted model, not a curated record. The transcript has 17 exons.
GCGAUCGCUCACCAGGGCGGCAGGCGUGGCCUAGAGCGACCGGUCGUGCUUCCGGCCCAGAGCAAGAUGGCGGUGUCGGGGGGCGGCUCCGCAGCUGGCUCCGGCGGUCGCUUCCUUCUACACCUGCUGCAUUUCUGCGUCCUGCUGGCAGGUUUGUGCAGAGGAAACUCAGUGGAAAGGAAGAUCUACAUCCCCCUAAAUAAAACAGCUCCCUGUGUCCGUCUGCUCAAUGCUACGCAUCAGAUUGGCUGCCAGUCCUCCAUCAAUGGGAAUACAGGGGUCAUUCAUGUAGUGGAGAAGGAGGAGGACCUAAAGUGGGUGCUGAGUGACGGUCCCAACCCCCCCUACAUGGUUCUGCUGGAAGGUGUGCUCUUCACCAGGAGUCUGAUGGAAAAGCUGAAGGGGAGAAACAACCGGAUUGCUGGCCUUGCAGUGUCUUUGGCCAAACCCAGACCCACCCCUGGCUAUUCUCCCAGUGUGCAGUGCCCCAAUGAUGGGUUUGGCAUUUACUCCGACUCCUAUGGACCAGAGUAUGCUCACUGCAAGGAUGUGGCCUGGAAUAUUCUAGGUGAUGGCUUGGCCUAUGAGGACUUCAGUUUCCCCAUCUUUCUUCUGGAAGAUGAAAAUGAAACCAGAGUCAUCAAGCAGUGCUACCAAGACCACAAUUUGGUUCAGAACGGCUCACUGCCCACCUUCCCACUCUGCGCCAUGCAGCUGUUCUCGCACAUGCACGCUGUACUCAGCACCGUCACCUGCAUGCGCCGGAGCUACAUCCAGAGCACCUUCAGCAUCAACCCAGAGAUUAUCUGUGACCCUCUAUCUGACUACAACGUGUGGAGUCUACUCAGGCCUAUAAACACUUCUGAGUCAAUGGCGUCUGCUGAUAGGGUCGUGGUCGCUGCCACCCGGCUGGACAGCCGCUCCUUUUUCUGGAAUGUGGCCCCUGGGGCUGAGAGUGCUGUGGCUUCCUUCGUCACCCAGCUGGCUGCAGCAGAAGCUUUGCAGAAGGUCCCAGAUGUGGCCACCCUGCCCCGCAAUGUCAUGUUUGUCUUCUUCCAAGGGGAGACAUUUGACUACAUUGGCAGCUCCAGGAUGGUCUACGACAUGGAGAGGGGCAAGUUUCCUGUGCAGCUGGACAACAUUGACUCCUUCGUGGAGCUGGGGCAGGUGGCUCUCAGGAAUUCCCUUGAGCUCUGGAUGCACACAGACCCCAUGUCGCAGAAAAACGCGUCUGUGCGGAACCAGGUGGAGGCGCUCUUGGACACAGUUGAGAAGAGCAGCACUGGUAUCCCAACCUUGGUCCUCCAGAGGCCCAGUCAGUCACAGCCCCUCCCUCCAUCCUCCCUGCAGCGGUUUUUACGAGCACGGAAUAUCUCUGGUGUGGUUCUCACCGACCACUCUGCUGCAUUCCAUAACCAUUACUUUGAAAGCGUUUAUGACACUGCUGAGAACAUCAAUGUCAGCUACCCCAAGGGACAGAGUCCAGAAGAGGACCUGAACGAGGUGACAGAAACUGCCAAGGCCCUGGCGGAUGUGGCCACACUGCUGGGACGCACCCUGUACCAGCUUGCAGGAGGCACUAACUUCAGCGACUCCAUCCAGGCCAACCCCCAAACGGUCACCCGCCUGCUCUAUGGCUUCCUGGUCAGAUCCAACAACUCCUGGUUCCAGUCCUUCAUGAGGCACGACCUGCGUUCCUUCCUGGGGGACGGGCCUCUGCAGCACUACAUCGCUGUCUCCAGCCCCACCAACACCACCUACGUGGUGCAGUAUGCCUUGGCAAACCUGACAGGCACAGUGGUGGACCUGACCCGAGAGCAGUGCCAGGACCCCAGCAAAGCCCCCAGUGAGAACAAGGAUAUCUAUGAAUACUCAUGGGUGCAGGGCCCCUUGGACAUCAACAGUACAGAGCGACUGCCCCAGUGUGUGCGGUCUACGGUACGGCUGGCCAGGGCCUUGUCCCCUGCCUUUGAACUGAAGCAGUGGGGCUCCAAGGAAUACUCCACAUGGACCGAGAGCCGCUGGAAAGACAUCAGUGCUAGGAUAUUCCUGAUAGCCAGCAAAGAACUUGAGUUCAUCACCCUGAUGGUGGGCUUGGGCAUACUCAUCUUCUCACUGGUCGUCACUUACUGCAUCAACGCCAAAGCUGACGUCCUCUUCAUGGCUCCUCGGGAGCCAGGAUCCGUGUCUUACUGAGCAGACCUCGGCUUGUUCAUCCAUUCUGACUUCACUUCCUGGUCAUUGUCCCUCAGGACAGAAGCCACUAGCUUGUCACUGGAACCUCUCUGGGUCUGGCUCUGGCUGGGAUCAACAGAGAGAGGUGGGACUGCCCAAAGGAUACCUCGAGAGAGAAAAACAAGUCACCCCUGCCUAGCUGUCCUCCUCUCCCAACCCCCACAUGCCCCCGUCCUGCUCCCCACUUGCCGGGAUCACAAAUAGAAGAAGCUCCAAGCUCCUGUUUGACUCCCUUAUACUUGCCGGCCUUAACUUCCUCUUCUUCAGGGCUCCUUCUGCUGUCUACCCUGCCCUGCUCCCACAUCGCAGCCCCUUCCUCAUUAGGAAGAAGGACAAGAAGCGGGAACACCAGGGACAGAACCCAGCCAACCCACGGUGGAGGGUGAGGGUCUGUGGAAUUCACUAAGGAAGGUAGAAGGGCUUGUGGGUCCUGAGGAAUAGUUGGGUGGGGGGCUUCAUGGACUCCCCCAAAGAAGAAGUAGGGGGCCCAUGGGCCCUCAGGAGGAUGGUGUGGGCCUCUGGGUCCUGAGGAAGUGGCAUGGGGGUUCAUGGGCCCCAGGGAAGAUGAGGGGCAUCUGUGAACCCUAAAAAAACAGUGGGUGUCUGUGGGCCCCAAGAAGAGGUGGGGGUCAUCAGCGCCAGCUUGUGCCCCUUCCCAAUCUCCAGGCCCUUCAUGGCAUAACAGGAUGGGUGCCACUGGGUGGGAGUCCUCCCUCCAACCCAGAGUUGAGUUGUCAUUUUUACUAAGCUGUAAUAUCUAUUUUUUGUUUUCAUUUUCUUCUUUUUGUGUGUGUAAAUAUAUAAAUAGCGAGUUUCAUUAAAACAGAUGAUCCCACAUGA